GAAUAAGUGCAAUUGAAACUAAAGAUAAUAGUUUAGCAGAUCCAGCUAACUUUGAAUCUGGAAUCCUGGAGUCGAGAAUAAGUAAUUUGGAUUUAUUUAAUGAUAAAUAUUCAGAUACAAGAUCACUUACGAGCCAAACAUGUCAAAAAAAAAAAUUUCCUAAAGCCCCAAACAUUUACAUCACCUGGAUCAAUUUCAAACUUUUCUUUGCCUCCUAAUUCACCUCAGAAAAAAUAUGAGUAUACCUCAAUGAAGACUGAAGCUACAAAUGACUUAGCUUUUUCAUAUUCCAAUAUGGCAAACACAAAAAAUAGUGAUCUUCCGUCGAGUCAUGAUUUAUUAGCUGGUAACAGUUUUCAAUUAAGUAUGAUGAGAGAUAAAAAAGAAUUAUCUUCUUCGAUUAAACAUAAAAUGGAUUAUCCUUUUUCAAUGACUGAAAGAACCAAGCCGUGGGAGUUGAAUAAAUCAGCAAAUUCCACGAGCACUCCCAAAAAAACCUCUAGAUUUAGUACAUUAAAUGAUAAUAAAUUUGAUAAGAAAGAUGAUAAUUUGAUUAAUUUAUCUACUCCGGUGAAUUUAAAUCCUUCAAGAGAAGUUAAUGGAAAAAAUAGUCAAAGUAAAAAUAUGAAUGAUUCAGAAAUGACUGCUGGUCCUCAACCAUGGGAAUCUCAGAAACUACUAACUCUUUCAGAUUUCUGGGCUCCAGAUUCAACGAAAAGCGAAGUAGAAAAAUUACAAAUAAAAUUAGAAGAAGAAAAAUUUCGUCGAGAGCACUGUGAACAAUUAAUUCAAGAGCUCCAAAAAAGGCUAUUAGAACAGCAAGAGAAAGUGGCAGUAGCAAUGAGAGUUGAUAAAGAUAAGAGUGAUAUUAUUUCGCAAUUUCAAACUGUAUGGAGUAAAUUCAAAGUCCGUUGGAAUUCUUUGGAGGCAGAUCAUAAUCACUUACAAGAAAAUGUAAAAGAUAUUAAAUUGAAACAUGACAAAGAAAUUGAAGCAUUUUUAAAUAAAUUAAAGCACAAAGAUGAAGAAAUUAUUAAAAGCAAUCAAUUAGUUAGAGAAAUGGAGGAAAAAUAUGAUAAAGUAGUCAAAGAAAAAAUAGGUUUACUUGAAGAUCAUGCGAAUGAAUUAGAAAAAUAUAAAUCCUUAGUUGAAGCUGCAGAGGGUCGUUAUGAAACACUCAAAUUAGAGUUUAAUAAAUUGAAUGAAACUAAUCAGCAGUUGGAAGAGACUACGAAAAAUAUUCAACAAGAAUUAUAUAAAGAGCGGUUGAAAAAUGGAGAAGUACGAACUGAAAUGAAUGUAAUUCAUAAAGCACUAGAUACAUGUGAAGCUGAAUUAAUCGUAUUACGUCAGGAGAAAGAAAAUUUGCAGUUGAAAUUGAAAGAAGAGGAAGGUCGCGUUAAUAUUUUAGAGAAAAAUAAAAUUAUGUUAUUAGAAGAAUUGAAUAACGCCAAAAAGGCUGAGAAUCUCGUAAAGGAGGAAAUGAAGAAUCUUAUCGCACAACAAGAAGCAAAAAAAACUGAAUUACGUGACGUCUAUCAAAAGCAACUUGAUGAAGUAGUAAAUACAAAGUUAAAGGAGUUUGAAGCGCAGUUAGAUGCUGCAGAAUUGAAUUUUCAAAUAGAAUUGGAGUCAAAGCAACGUGCCAUAGCUGAAUGUGCGGCAAGGAAAAUUAAGACUGUUAUUGACAAACAUCGUUUAGAGGUAAACCUUCUAGAAGAGAAACAUAAAGAAGAAAAAAAGUUGUUUGAUAUUCGUUUAUCGCAAACGACUAAAAAAGCAUUGGCUUACGAAGCACAGUUGAACUCAUAUCAAAAUGCGAAGUCACGACUAGCCGAACAACUUCAUUCACUCAUGGAAAAACAGUAUCAUCAAGCAUUACAGAUAUUAUCAAGAAACGGAGAUAACUUUGAUUUAUCACAAUGUACAAAUGGCGAUAAAUCUUUCGAAGUAUUGAAUUUUAUGAAAAAUGCCAACUACGGUAAGGGAAUACCGUGUUUAGAGCCAAUGAAAUCGAAUGCCAAUAAGACUGAUAAAAAUAAAAAAGACUAUUCAGAAGCUGGCCAAAAUUACAAUGAAAGCUUAGCAACUUAUAUUUCUAGUGAUGAUUCACCUGGAACAAGACAAGUUGAUUCAAAAGAUGAUCUUAAAAAAUAUAUAAAAAUGAUUUUACAAAUGCAUCAAUCACAAAAAUCUUCAGCAGAUUCCAAUGGAAUUGAUCAAAAUUCCAGCUCAAAUCCUGUCGGAAGAGAAGUUCCACGUAAAUUUUACAUGAAAGCUGAAUCAGAUAAUUCAAAUGAUGAGAAUUCUUCACAAAAAAUUGCUGAAGAAACAAGUACUACAAUUAAUACUGAUAGACUUAAUUAUUCUAGGAAUACAUGACGUAUGAAAAAAAUAAAUGUCGGACAUCUAAUCGAGGAGUAACGACAGAAAAAACGAAGCCACCAUGGAAAUGAAAUUUAUAAAUAGAGUCUAUGAAUAAUGAACUUCAGUACAAACUUAAUUAUACCAGUAGAAAAUUUUAAUUAUAAUCAUAUACUGUUAAAGAAGGAUUACCUCAUACUUUUAUAAAUAAUCAUUUUUACAUUUUUCUAA
This is a messenger RNA of Chelonus insularis, 2595 nucleotides long. It is a transcript of the gene Cnb, whose product is annotated as protein CROWDED NUCLEI 1. Gene Ontology annotation, cellular component: centriole; centrosome. The record is from RefSeq and is a predicted model, not a curated record. The coding region runs from base 100 to 2382 and encodes 760 amino acids. Gene Ontology annotation, biological process: regulation of cilium assembly; mitotic cytokinetic process; centrosome separation. The transcript is spliced from 7 exons. Lineage: Eukaryota; Metazoa; Arthropoda; Insecta; Hymenoptera; Braconidae.